AUGCGUUGGUUUCAUCGGCACAGUAAAAAAAAAUAUGAUCAAUAUGAGACCUAUGGGAUUCGUGCACCAAAAAAGUCAAUUCUUCGAUCAAGUUCUCGUAUUAAUCCCAAUUUGAAUUCGUUAGAAGAUAAAACUUUUGAUUCAGAUACUGCGACUAGUGUGUCUCUGGUUAAUCUACGAUCUUCACCUUCGGAAGUCAGGCGUAGAUUCCAUCCAACAAGUCGAUCAUCACAUUUAAAUGGUAGUGACCAAUCAGAUAGUGAAAAUGAUGAUCAUUUAGGUCGUGGUCAUAGAAGCGUUUUGUUUCUUGACCAGGUUGCAGCGCCGGAUCGAUAUCGCACAUCAAGAGUCUUAGAUUUUGAUUCUGAACCAAGUAAUUAUUCCACAGUUAGCCGUAGGUCGCCAUCAUUUCCUCGAACUAUCAGUCCAUCAUCAUCAUCAUCAUUAGCCUCCUAUCCAGCUAAUUAUGAACCAUCACCGUUAAUACGUAAAAAGAAUUUUGAUGAUCCAGGUAUUGAGCUAGUCAGUUGUAGUCCGCUUUCGUGUUCAUCAAUGAAUAAUCGCCAAGAACACCACCAUCAUAAUUUUAAAAUGCAUAAAAUUAAACCAGCCAUAAAACGUCUAUCCUAUUUGAACGCAUUUGGUAGAAAACAUAGAGAUUUGAAAAGAGGCAAUCUUACACUGAUAUUAGAUCAGGAAUUGGAUGGCGUUGAUGAUGGUAGCAAUAACGAUGAUGAUGAUGAUGAUGACAAAUUACCACGUCUAGAUACUCUGAAACUGUCAUCAAAUGAUUCAUAUUCAAGUGAUGUACAUGAUAUAUUGACUGUACCAAAUUAUGGAGAUGAUUACUUCUAUAAAAAUAUUCGGAAAAAUGAAUUAAAUCAUUCAAGAAAUAUUCUAAAUGAACGAAAAGGAACAAUUAUCAAGAUUGAUCGUCAUAAAUCUGAAGUUCAUCAGUCUGGAUUCAUGUAUCAUCCUAAUCAAUUAAAAGUUAAUUCAAAAUACAAUUCUAAUGGUAUUGAUUUCAACAAGAAAAACUCAGCACAAUAUCGUUCAUCCAAUUCAGAACGCACUCCAACUGGCAGUACAGAAACAUUAGUUGAUUCAUCAAGAAAAUCAUCAUCAGAAAUAUCCGUCAUCCAUAUAGAUGAACAAAGUAAACUAUCAUACACAGGUUAUUCAAAAACUGUACAAAGUUCUAACUCUUAUCACAAUCGGGUGGUUGAUACUAAUAAAGAUGGUUGGAAAACAGUGUCAGUUGACCAGUCACAAAAACACACUGGUAAUAAUAAUAAUAACGAGCGAACGGCAAAUCCACAAAGUCCUCGAAUCAUUUAUGUAUCUAAACGGAAUGAGAAUAAUAGUAAAUUAUCUACUAACCCGAAUAACAUUUCUAUUUCUGGAUUAUCUAAUUCAAGUACAUUGGGAGCAUAUUCAUCACACAAUUAUGAAUCAGAUCAAACUCAAAUGAAUCAAUUUAAACAUUCUAAUCAUAUUGUUUCUCCAGUUCGUAAAACAAAUGUGGUUACUAUUCACUACAGUGAUAACGAUGACUGA
Molecule: messenger RNA, 1557 nt
Organism: Schistosoma mattheei
Lineage: Eukaryota; Metazoa; Platyhelminthes; Trematoda; Strigeidida; Schistosomatidae
Source: the annotation of a GenBank genome assembly